AUGCCCUCCGAACCCCUCACAAAACCCCAGCGGAUGGCAUACCGCAUUGGUCGCGGUGAAACCGGCGUCCUAACGUUCGAGCCAUAUAAGUCCGAGAUCCUCCCUCUAUGGCGUUUCAAAACGCGUGCUAUCGCUCGCAAGUCCUCUUCCGAUAUCUACAACAAGUUCCUAGAGUACGACAAGAACGAUGACUUUAUUGGCAUGGACAUGUCGCGCAAGUUCUUACAGAUGGGCAUGACCAGGGCAAAGAGAUAUGCGAAUCAUGCUGGAGGAAGAAAGUAUGAUAAGAAGACAGGGGAGCAAUUGGAGAUUAGUAAAGGGCAUGAGGGCCAAGAAGAGAAGCUGGAGGCUAGUGGUAUAUUCAGAGAAGUCUGGGAGAAGGCUAAGCUGCAUGAAGGGUAUGUAGAAAAGAAGGAGAGGUUCAUGAAGGAGCAGAAAGAGUGGGACAAAGAGAAAACGAGGGAGGCGAGGAUAGAGGUCAAGAAGGAGGUCAAGAAGGAGAUCAAGCCAGACAUCAAGACGGAGAUUAAGGAGGAAUGA
Messenger RNA from Alternaria atra, 540 nucleotides. RefSeq lists its product as uncharacterized. The record is from RefSeq and is a predicted model, not a curated record. NCBI's taxonomy places the organism in Eukaryota, Fungi, Ascomycota, Dothideomycetes, Pleosporales, Pleosporaceae. The coding region runs from base 1 to 540 and encodes 179 amino acids. The transcript has a single exon.